Messenger RNA from Nothobranchius furzeri (turquoise killifish), 1950 nucleotides. RefSeq names its product TAM41 mitochondrial translocator assembly and maintenance homolog (gene tamm41). The record is from RefSeq and is a predicted model, not a curated record. Gene Ontology annotation, cellular component: mitochondrion. NCBI's taxonomy places the organism in Eukaryota, Metazoa, Chordata, Actinopteri, Cyprinodontiformes, Nothobranchiidae. Gene Ontology annotation, biological process: CDP-diacylglycerol biosynthetic process; cardiolipin biosynthetic process. Gene Ontology annotation, molecular function: phosphatidate cytidylyltransferase activity.
UCAUUUCCCAUCCUUCCUUGCACCAUGACGUAAUUUAUGACGCAUAUUUUGGUCGACGGGGGGAAGCACACAGCUGAUCCUUCCGAGCUGAUAUGAAUGAGUGGGGUUUAAUCAGAAGAAAAACGCUUAAUUCAAUCAAAACAACGUGGUAGUGAAUAUUCGAAGUGUUGCGAAGUUGCUCUCCUGAAAUGUAACAUUUAAAAGUUUCAUUCUCGUGCUUUGUAUUAUUUUAAGUCGAUUUUUGCCCCCAACCGGAGCAACGUGUCGUAAACAAGUGUUGUAGUUCGUUUUCUAAAUGGCUCUUCCAGUUUUGCACAACACCGGCGUGCUUUACAGAAGAAUACUGGCACAGUUUCCUCAGGAUAUCAGCUUAGCUUUUGCCUACGGAUCAGGCGUUUUUCAACAGCAUGGGACCAGCCAAGGUCAAAUGGAGAAAAACAUGCUGGACUUUGUGUUUGCUGUGGAUGAUCCAGUGACGUGGCACACCAUGAAUCUCCUGCAGAAUCGCAAACACUACUCCAUCCUGAAGUUCCUGGGCCCCACGAUGAUCAGCUCCAUACAGAAUGACCACGGAGCUUCAAUGUACUAUAACACACUCGUGCCUGUGGAUGGAAGGCUAAUCAAAUAUGGUGUAAUCAGCACAGACUCUCUGAUUGACGACCUCAUGCACUGGAAGACCAUGUAUGUUGCUGGACGCCUUCACAAGCCGGUGAAGAUGCUGGUGCAGAGUGAGAAUGGGAAGCUCCGUGCCGCUCUGGUGGCCAAUCUGAAAAGUGCUGUGACGGCCUCCUUCCUCAUGCUCCCUGAAAGCUGCACUGAGAAAGACCUUUUCUUGCAGAUUGCUGGUCUAUCUUAUGCAGGGGAUUUUAGGAUGGUGAUUGGAGAAGACAAAUCCAAGGUGGCUAAUAUUGUGAAAGACAACUUGCAGCACUUCAGGAUCCUGUACAGCAACAUCCUGCGAGACUGCCCUCAAGUGGUUUACAAACCUCAGCAAGGAAAACUUGAGGUGGACAAAAGCCCCGAGGGCCAGUUUAUCCAGCUGAUGGGGUUACCUCGAACUCUUCAGCAGAAGAUCACCAAGCUGGUUGAUCCUCCAGGGAAGAACCGGGAUGUGGAGGAGAUCUUGCUGCAGGUGGCGCAAGACCCUGACUGCGGGGCGGUUGUGCAACAAGGCAUCUCAUCUAUUGUGAAGUCCUCCAGUAUAACACAGAGCAUUAAAGGCAUCGCUACAGCGGGCCUGUGGAAGACCAUAUCAUACAGCUCCAAGAAACUGUUGAAGAUGUGGAAGGGCUGGAGGAGGAAAUCGUCUGUCUCCCAGAUGUCCUGAUGCAGAUUAUUUUUAGGAACCAGACUGUUCCCAUGAUUGUUUUCCAAACCAUCCAGGAUCCAUUAUUUCUUUCCUUUUUUGACUUUGACAAACGGUGACUGAAACCAUCCCACUCUGACUUCUGCAAUGCCACAGAGUGUGUAAAUCUGUACAUCUGCCCUUUUUUAAACCCAUGAUAGUAUUAGAACAAGACGGAGACAUUUCCAGAGUCAGGCUGAAUUAACCUCCCAGUUGCACCAAAUGUUUGACCUUUACGGUUUCAAGGCUGCAGUGAGUCAGGACUGCUGAGAUGGACACGAUAAAACUCAGUGGGAGGUAAAGGGCUGCAAACGUUUACCUCGAGAGAGGAGUUCAGUCACAUCUGUGUAUUUGCCCACGAAAGUGAGCUGUUUGUGAACACAUACCUACACACAGUCUUGUUUUUCUGUCUUAUGUGUGGACCACUGAUUAACAUCACGUAUUAAUCUAAUACUUUUACAUGAUUUCAGAAACUAGACACAUUUCUGGUUCAGCUGCACGUCAGUGUUUUGCUUGGUUGUCUUUCACACUUCCGGCCCAUAGGUGGCGAUAUUGUGCAUAAAUCUUUGUUUUGUGUUUAAAUAUAAAUGUUUUUUUCUUCACCA